This is a messenger RNA of Paramecium sonneborni, 1233 nucleotides long. The record is from the annotation of a GenBank genome assembly. NCBI's taxonomy places the organism in Eukaryota, Ciliophora, Oligohymenophorea, Peniculida, Parameciidae.
AAAAAAUAAUGGAAUAUACUAGAUUAGGAAAUACAGGAUUAUUAAUUUCAAGAAUAUCUUUUGGAAAUAUGGUAAAUUUUGCUCCUGAAGAUGAAGAUAUUAACACUGAAAUUAUCAAAACUUGUUAUGAAGCAGGUGUUAAUUUCUUUGAUACUGCAGAAUUGUAUUCUAAAUUCUGAUAAUUUUAAGUUAUGAAAAUGGUUAAGCUGAGGCUCAACUAGGCAGAUCUAUUAAGAAAUUAAAUAUACCACGUGAAAAGAUAAUUGUUUCUGUUAAGAUACAGGGAAAUAAUUUUGAGGGGGGUAAUAAAGUGAAUAGAUUAUUUACACUUAAUCGUAAACAUGUUAUUGAAGGUGUUAAUGCAUCUCUGUAAAGAAUGCAAUUAGACUAUGCGGAUAUUGCAUUCGCUCAUAUUUAUGAUCCAGAAACUCCUAUUGAAGAAAUAUGUAGAGGGUUCAAUCAAGUUAUUGAGGAUGGAAAGGCCUUUUAUUGGGGUACAUCUAAUUGGAAACCUUCUCAAGUUUAAGAGGCAUUCAAUUAUUGCGAUAAGCAUGGAUUAAUUAGACCAAUUGUUGAACAAUGUCCUUAUAAUAUGCUUAUUAGAAAUAUUAUAGAAAAAGAUUUUAUCAACAUAUUUGAAGAAGGAUAUGGUACAACAAUCUAUAGUCCUUUGUAAGGAGGAUUAUUAACUGGAAAAUAUAAUGAAGGUUAAAUUCCUUAAGGAAGUAGAGCAGGUACAGACAAUGGAUGGUUGACGAAAGAAAUGUCUUAUCUGUUCAUAUUCAAAAGAUUUUGUAAUAAUAUUAUUGAUAUUGAAUUUAGUGGAAGAUCCAGAGUCAUUUGUGAAACUCAAAAAAUUAGGAGAAUUAGCUGAAUCGAUAGGAUAUACUCAAACAUAAUUAGCAAUAGCAUGGACUUUAUAUAACAAAAAUGUUUCAACGGCCAUCAUUGGUGCCAAGACUGUCUAAUAGGUGAAGGAUUCUUUGAAGGCCUUUGAAUUAUACAAGAAGUGGGACAAAGAUUUGGAACAAAAAGUAGAAGCAAUUAUAUAGAACAAACCUUAACAAGAAUACAAUUGGUAAAGUGGAAAGCCUUUUCCUGACAGAAGAUGAUUUAUAUUAAUUUUCAAAUAUAGGAUGAUUUAUAAUUAAAACUAAAACGUGGCCAUAAUUUAAUAAUUUAAAAGGGUUUGCAAUAUUUACAAAACAGUUUAUAUAAUAAAUUAAAUUUGAU